UACUUACAAGAUAAAUACACCACGAGCCAAUUUCUUCCUCAAAAAAUUAUUGAGUUAAAAAUAAUAUAACUAUCUAUUUGUAAAUUAUUUUUGGGGCCUGGUUUAAUUUUCGUAACCAGUUGUUGGGGAGGUUGAGUCCAUUUGGUUGCGUUUGGGUGCGGUGGAGAAAAAUGGCUGAAGAAGAAGGAGCGACCUGAGAGUUUUGUUCUCACCUGUUUACCACCGAAGGAACGCCCCUUUCUACAUUUCCUCCCACAAGGGGUUCUGAUGUGAAAAGCCAGACAAGAUGAGCGGACGAAGCUCCGAUACGGCGCCGCUUGCGCGAAAGCGGAAGCUCUCGGACUCCCAAGACAAUACUGUGAUGAGCAAAUGUGUCCAGGAGAAACGAAGACGGGAACAGGAAAAGAUGUACAUAGAAGAGCUGGCUGAACUCAUCUCCUCCAACAUGGAAAACCUCAUGACCAUUAAAGCAGACAAAUGUGCCAUUCUACAGGAGGCAGUCAAACAGAUCAAGGCUUUGCGACAUCAAGAGGAAUCAGCAGCAAGAGAAGCAGUGCAGCAGUCUGAUGUGUCAUCAAGUGGCCAGUCUCUUCUGCCCAGUAAUGUGCUGGGCAAUCUACUCUUAGAGGCGCUGAAUGGCUUCCUGUUUGUGGUGAACAGCCAGGGCAAGUUGGAGUUCAUCUCUAACAAUGUGCAGAACUACCUGAGCUACACACAUGAUGAACUGAUGGGCUCCAGUGUGUAUAACAUCAUCCAUGUGGGAGACCACACCCAGUUUGUCAACUGUCUACUCCCCAUGUCACUCGGUAAUGGCGUGGGUUGGGGAGCGGACGCCACGGGAAAGAAGUGUCGUUCGUUCCAGUGUCGCAUGAUGGUGAAGCUGGAACCAGAAGAAGACAUGGAGAAACAUCGCACACAGACGCCACAGUACAAGACCAUGCAGUGCUCUGCUGUCUACCAUCCACACCCCACUAAAGGGAAAACUGAGGACGGCAAUGAUGUUCCAGAAGCAUGUCUGGUAUGCAUUGCCAGUAAAGUAGCGGAAUCAACCGACGUAGAGGCAGUCAUGCCGCUAGAACAGUUCUCCACGCGACAGGACAUCAACGGUAAAAUCCUCGCGGUGGACACCAGCGGGCUCAGCACGUCCGUACCGCACGGGGAAAUCGUGCGGCGCUGUCUCACGGAGCUGUACAAGGACUGCGAAGCCUGGGUCAUGUCCAAACACCACAAAGAAGUAAUGGCGUGUGGCACGGCUACAAGUCAGAUCUACAAGUUCCAGCUCCCGGGAGGUAACUGGGUCCACGCACAGACCAAGAGCAAGUUGUUCCGAAACCCUGAGACCAAGGAGCCACAGUACAUCAUGUCUAUGUACUCUCUCAUCAGAGACAGCAAUGUUCCCAAUGUGCCUGUGCAAGGGACCAUGACUGACUGCAUCCUUCAGUCCAUCCUGGGUUCCUCCAGUUACAUCCCUGGACUGUCCUCCACAUCCCAACCGUCUGUUACCAUGCCGACCAACACCAGCAGCCAAACCAUCAGCAACCUGCUCAGUGCUAUGUCAGGUAAAGCUAUGAGUGAGGUUGUGGAAAGCGACAAGCCGCCCCAGUCUAAACUGAUGCUACAGAUGCUGAUGAAGUCACCCAAGGGUUCUGAGCAGACCCAGCCAAUCACGUCCUGCACAGAAGACGUCAUUGCCACGGAGACGGUGGAACGUCCGAAACCCACAUGCACAGCCUCCGUCGCACCUUCGUCCCCUCCCGUACUAGAGAAGGAACCAGCCCCAGUGGAGGAGGAGGAGAAGAAGGAAGAGGAAGAAAAGUCACCAAAGAGCGUUGAAGUGCCUACGUCAGGUCCGGAGAAGACAGCGACAACGACGGAGAGCAGCCCGCCGAAGUCUAGUCCCGCCGGGAGCUCGCUCACCGUGUGGAGCAACCUCUUCAAGGGCCACCUGCCGCUGUCCAGCCAGCAGGAGAUGGUGGUGGGCGUGCUGCACCAGCUUCAUUCACGCAUGCGGAACGUGGACAAAAUGAAGCAGCAGCAGCAGCAGGAGUCCCUGGCGUCCAUGUCCAGGAAGUCUCACGACAUCUCGCGCCACCCCCGCCUGCACAGACUGCUCACCCAGGAGCUGAGCAGACCGGGUUCUUGUGCUGACCUCUCCAUGUUUGAGAGCGAAACGGUAUCCAGCUCUUGUGGGGACAUCCCCAACGAGGUGUUCACGAGGGAAGACAGUCGGGAGUCCGAGUCAAACGACAGCCGCGGUGGUGGGGACGCAACUCUCCUCCACAAGCUGCUGGAAACCAGACCAUCCAUGCCAAGCCCAGAGUUGGAGAUCCCCACAACGUCUCUAGCCAGUGGCACAACUACCACCACCACGGUUACAACGCAGUCUGUGUCGACUAUUGCCAGCCCUGCGGCUACCAUGUCCACUUGGAGCACAGCACGGUCGGGACAGCAAGUUGCUGUCGUGCUGCCCGAGCAGCGCCAUCCUCAGAUGGACAGCUGGCAGCAGGAGAAAGAACACAGCAAACCUAACAGGGAGAAGGCUGGCCCACACAAGCCCAUGCUCAUGGGAAAGAACUCCUUCUCAGAGGAGCAGAACGUUUCUGUAGACAGCACAAGUUGUGACGGCAUGUCGAAAAACGUGUCGAAAACGGGGAAGACCGUUGCCGGACACACAGCGAGCAAAGGGAAAGGACUUCAAAUGACAGCGCCGAACAGUAGACAACAUGGUGAAAUGUCGGGGGCCCUGAGGCCGCCCAACUGUCCAAACGUGAGCCCAACAGGUCUGGUUCCAUCCGCCAAGGGAGUGGAGCCGACUGUUCAAAGCUUGAAUCAAGGCAAUACAGCAACUCCGGUCGGUGAGGAUGAAUUGACAGAUGCUGCAUUAGAGACGCCAUUGCUACGACAGCUGCUUAGUACUGACAAGCGAGGUGAGAAUGACUCCGGACUGAGCCCUGAGGAGAGAGAAAGACAGCGGAAGGAAAUACUUCUUGAGAAAAUGCUCAAAGAUGAUGACUCUCCGAAGACCGGGGCUACCCUACCUGGUCAGCAAGCCACCGUCAGGAUGGCUGACAGCACAAGCACAAACGAAGAUCUAGAGAAGAAGGAGAAACAAGAGCAAGUCAAUAAAAUCUUACAGAAUCUCCUAGCUGCUACCGGCAGUGCCCCACUAGACACCAUGCCAAGCAACGUAGCGGAUUGGGACGACGAAGCUCUUCUCGAUCUUAUAAAACAGGAGGGCGACAGCCUACUGAACAGUAUACAGGGUGGUGGUACGGGUAGAGGUGCGGGUACGGAUGUCACGUCGACGCAAGACACCAUGCAGUUCCACACGGCUGGUGGAAACGUCGGGCAUGUGUCCAUCAUGCCGUCUUCGUUCCCUCAAGCCGCUCUCCCAAUCACCGCCACCGCGGGCGCCAACUUAAACCUCGGCAUACUCGGCGCCUCCAACACCCCCCAAAGACUCAACCCUGACCCGCCAGGUUCGAAAGGACUCAACAACAUGGGCGCUCCGGCAAGCGCGGGAAGUCUACAGAACAGCGAACAGGUCAUCGCCGAGUUGGAGAGCCUUCUCGGUCUCCAAGGAAACAACAGUCUUCUUGGGACGCAGCAAAAUCCGGGAGUGAAUCGCUUUAACCAAAUGGGCAGUUCCGUCAUGGGGUGGUCCGAGCCUCCGCAAGGCGGCGACCUCGUCGCCCAGCUAGAAAGCGUACUGAAGAGCGACAGUUCUAUUCUGUGUGAAAUCGAUCAGCUGCUUGGUAUCGCGCCAUCGGGCGGCGGUGUCCCAAUGACACCCGGGACAGAAAGCGGAGACUUCUCCAUGUUGGAUGGCGGAAUGGACGGUUUGCAGUCCUUCCCACAGUUGGGUCCAGGUAGUGACAUGGGUGUCGGCCAGCCUGUCGUUGGACCAGGGAUGGUCGGUCAGGACCAGGAUCCCACCCAGAUCCCCCUGUCUCCUGUCAGAGGCCUGCCACCCAAGCAAAUGCCAAACAUGGGCAUGCAGCCAAACAGAAGUCUGACCCAGGGCCAACCCAAGGUACCCAACACAACCUCAUUCCCUGCUGGUGCCAGUCGACCCAGCAUGCCACAGCAGCAGGCAAUGGCGAUGGCCAGGAACCAGGUAAUGAGCAACAGUCGUCCAAUGAUGCCUCACACGCAGCAGCAGCUGUACAACAUGCUGCAGAGGAGACAGUCACAGCUGCUGCUGCAGCAGAGACAGCUGCAGGCCCGGCUGGCCGCAGCAGGCGGGAACUAUCGCCUCCCCAACCUCAGUAACGAACAGCGCCUGCAGUUACAGAGGAUCCAGUUACAGAGGAGGCAGGCACUGGCACAAGUACAGGCUCAGGCACAGGGAAUGGCAUCCAAUUCGUCAGCGGCUUCACACAUGGCCGGUCGUCCCAACAACCCCCUGAACUUCCCCACCGGUGGGGGCGGAGUCAACUUUCCCCAGGGGGGUGGGGCAGGCAUGAACAUGGCCCAGCCUGGCAACGCCAUCAAUGUGCAACAGGCAGGGGGGGUUAACAUCCCCCAGGGUGGGGGUAUCAACCGUCCCCAGGGUGCAAAUACUGCCCUGAACUUCCCCCAGGGUGUUAAUAGCAGCAUGAACCAUCCCCAGGGUGGUAGUGGUGGUAUUAACCUCCCCCAGGGGGUAAACGCAGGCAUUAACCACUCGCAGGGCGUUAAUAACAGCAUUAACCACCCGCAGGGUGUCCAGAGCAACAUGAGCUCACAGAGCUCAGUCUUCCCAUCACAACAAGGUGGCAACAUCAACCAAGGUUUUCAAGCGAGAGCGGCCAUGUCAGGGCAGCCCCCUCAGCAGCUGCGUGCCCGCAUGGUACGGCCCGCAAACCUGUCAAUCAACCAGCAGAUGAUGGGUUCCAACAUCCGGGGUCAGAACGGGGGAGGCAUGAUGUCGCCCAACGCCAUGACAUCAUUGGUCAGCAUGACCCCUGGUCCCAUCGUGUCGCCCAAUCAGGUGGCUCCGCCCAACCAAAUCUCGCCGUCGGCUCAACUGAUGCCGCCCAAAACGAUGUCAAUGCAGUCGACCAAUCCGAUGCCGGGAAACCAAAUGGGGCCGCCCUUGAUGUCGCCCAACCAGAUGACCCCAAGGUCAAGGACACCAUCCAGCCCGGGGAUGACAUCACCCAACCUGAUGACAUCACCGAACCAGAUGGUGCCACCCAAUCAGAUGGCAGGAAAUCCUGUGACAUCACAGGGGGGAAUGGUUUCUUCUAUGACACCUCGGAUGCCUUAUCGACAGAUGGGCCCUACGGGGAGUUCCAUGAUGAAACAGCAUCCAUCCAACAUGCACACCAUCCAGCAAGGUGGAUUUUCAGGCCCACAUCAGUCCCAGAUGGGCGGCCCGGUAUCCCAGAAUGCCUUGCCGGUACCCAGGAUGCAGCAGCGUUCUGCGAUGGGACAGCCCCGGAUGGGUCAGACAGCCAUGCCCGGGCUGGCACAGCUGUCCCCCAGGCGCGCUCAGGUUGCACAGGGGGUGGCCUUCUCUGUGCAAGAUAGGAACCAGGACUUUCCACUGAAUAACCAGAUGAAUCAGGGGAAUGCUGGUGGAAUGGCACAGUCUCCUUUCAACCAGCUCUUGUCCCCAACAUCCUCUGGUCCCGGACAGCUCUUGUCCCCGACGUCCUCUGGUCAGCUCUUGUCCCCAGUGUCCACUGGUCCUGGUCAGCUCUUGUCCCCGGUAUCUUCUGGUCCUGGUCAGCUCUUGUCCCCAGUGUCUUCAGUACCCCCCAGACCCAACUUUAUGCCAUCUGCUGUUACAUCAAGCAGCAGCCAGAUGCAGUCAUAUGCUGGUGGCAGAGCGGGACUGUCCCUCCCGACCAGUGCAGGACUGAUGAGUCCCCUGGGGGGACCAGCCAAGAGCCAGUUUGGGGCGGAAGCCCUCAGGGACUCGGGCGGGGCCCUGGGCCCGACGUCUGAUUCAGGUAGCUCUCUUGGUGAAUCAGGAUGCUCACAAAGUGACUUGAAGGAGGUGGUAAGAAGCAGUAGUGGUGGAAAUGGAGGCAACGAUGCAAUGAAGCAGCAAACCAGCUCUUCGGACAGCGAGAAAGAGAACAGCUUACUGCUGAAACUACUAAUGGAUUAGCUGUCUGAUCUAUGGAACAGCACCUAAUCCUCUUCAUGUGCAUUUUAUCAACUCUACACCCACAUAAUGCACAGAAUACAAAAUAUUGCCGCUAGCAAUAUGUAUUAAUUAAUUGACUAGUUGAAUAGUGUCGACAUAAUUGUUGUAAAGGAAAGAAGUUGAACAUACAUGCUCUAACUCUUUGUGUAAUUAUUUUUAAUUUCUGAUAUUGUUUAACAAACUUAAAAGUUAAAAGAUGCUGCAGAAAGUUACAAGAGACUAGUGACUUAGGGUCUAACCCUAUUGUAUUAUACAGGCUUAAAAACUACAACUUUCACAGUACAAUAAUUAUUUCCAUGUAGAUGGAGUGGUGAUACUAAAACUUAAAGCAUCCAUUCAAUGUAAAAGACGCACAUGUAAAAUGUACAGGUACAUGUAGGAAUGACCUACAGGAAGUGAUAGCUUGACCUACAGGAAGUAAAAUGAACAAGAUGACCUACAGGAACUAAACCUCGGAAGUGAAAAUGACUUUAUGAAAGACUUGCUUGCUUUGAAACGAAAUUGUUAAGUGUGGUUAAUUGGAAACUGAUGGAAGGAAUCAAUGUUGGGAUAACGAGUCAUUCCAACGUUUGAUUAUGGAAAAUGCCUUGUACAAGAAUACAUUCACUAACUAUUAUAUCAAAACAUAAUACAGUAAUAGCAACGUUGACUAAAGUAUAAGCACAAUUUACAGAUAUGACACAGGAAGAUUUUAAAAGAAACUUGAAUAUCAUCAACUAAAGGUAUUAUAUGGCAGAACACAGAUUUUUUAGCAGGGUCCCCAAUUUAUGUUUCUUUGUUUUCUAAAUUCUAAAACUUUGAGGCCUGCUCUAGAUUGGUCUAGUAGAAGGUAACUCAAUUAUCCUGACAUCAAGACUCUUCAUUUUAGAAUUUCAAUGGACUUAACUAAAAUGUCAAAACUUAUAACAUACAUAUUAGACGAGACCAUGAAAUCUCGUAGGCUGGGGCCAAAUACAAAUUUAAUGAUAACUUCCAAAAUAAAAUGGUACCAGCUGUAGUAAAAAGUAAUCUCUAUUUCUAUGAAAACAUACUAUAG
Messenger RNA from Branchiostoma belcheri (Belcher's lancelet), 7175 nucleotides. Its product is annotated as nuclear receptor coactivator 2-like. The coding region runs from base 287 to 6100 and encodes 1937 amino acids. The record is from RefSeq and is a predicted model, not a curated record. NCBI's taxonomy places the organism in Eukaryota, Metazoa, Chordata, Leptocardii, Amphioxiformes, Branchiostomatidae. The transcript has 20 exons. Gene Ontology annotation, molecular function: protein dimerization activity; nuclear receptor binding. Gene Ontology annotation, cellular component: nucleus. Gene Ontology annotation, biological process: cellular response to hormone stimulus; positive regulation of transcription by RNA polymerase II.